AUGAACAUGAUGCGCUUGGAGCAUGGUUACAAGAUUUGGGGCCGAGAACUCACUCUUGAUACGAAUCCCUUCGAAUGUGGAUUGGGAGCUCUGGUUGACUUCUCUAAAGAAGACUUCAUUGGAAAAGCAGCUGCUCUGGAGUUGAGUAAGCAGAAAUUCGAUCGUAGACUGGCGUUGCUCACAUUUGAUCCUGCCGACAAUGCUCAAGUGCCUCUUGAAUGGAAGAGUCUUCCAUUCGGAAUGGAAGUAGUUCGUCGAGAAGGUCAUGAAGAGCGCAUUGGUCAAAUUACCUCUGGUUCAUACAGUGUUCGUCUCCGACGUCCAAUAGCUUUCGCAUGGAUUGAUAGCGACAUUCAACCGAAUGAGAGGGAUUUCAAUGCCACAUUCAAGAUGAAAUUCCCUAAAUGGCAACCCUAUGAACCUCGCAAACGGCGCACAGUGAAGAGGACGAUCAGAGAAACAGUCAAGGAAUUGGUCUUUGAUAACCCUCUGGAUUACCUUCACUACAUCAUGAAAAUCAAAGGAUUACCAUCCUCAACAUUUUUGAACGGAGAGGUGUUUUACCUCUUCCCAUGGUUGCUGGGACUGUUUCAAAAUCACGAGAGUCUUCACCAGUUCGUAAUUCAUUGA
Messenger RNA from Ostertagia ostertagi, 630 nucleotides. Lineage: Eukaryota; Metazoa; Nematoda; Chromadorea; Rhabditida; Trichostrongylidae. The record is from the annotation of a GenBank genome assembly.